Molecule: messenger RNA, 2112 nt
Organism: Geodia barretti
Lineage: Eukaryota; Metazoa; Porifera; Demospongiae; Tetractinellida; Geodiidae
Source: the annotation of a GenBank genome assembly
GCAGCUUUAUCCACCAUCUUAGGACUGGUGGUGGAGGUAGCGGUGACCGCCGGAGCCGCGGGCUGCUUGGUUGUAGCUGGAGGUUUCGCUGGUGGCUGCACGGGAGCCGAAGUGGAGCUGGCUGUGUUCACGCUUACCACCACUUUAGCCUGGGGUUGGGCGUUUGUUGCAUUGGUUGUUGCCGUAGGAGCUGCCUUAGGCUGAGCAGGCGGCGUCCCCGAUUGCUGCUGAGAUGUCGUCUUGGCAGGAGGUUGAGCCGAGGACUCGGGCUUAGCCGCCGGCAGUUUGUCGCUAGUCUUCUUUUUGCGGAACAUUUUCUGCUCGCUCGCGGGGUUUGAACAAUGAGAGCAGCUCAGCUGGGCUCGUGGGAGACAGACAAAAAGUUGCGCUGGUGCGGGCAGGAAGAAACGACUUCCUGUAAGUAGUCUGGGUGGGUGUGGCUUGUAAAGCGUGACGAAGGAAGAAACACGUCAGCGCACAUCUACUGAAAGGAACGUUGCUGUUCUGUAGGUAAUGGCGAGCCCACGGACGAAAGAAGUUCUAAGAGAUUUGAGGAGGAAAUACGACAAUAACGCUUGUUUCGAAUGUGGUACGCUGAACCCGCAGUGGGUGUCAGUCUCGUACGGCGUGUUCAUCUGCCUCGAGUGCUCAGGCAAACACAGAGGUCUAGGAGUCCACAGGAGUUUUGUUCGCUCCACCACAAUGGACAAGUGGAAAGACAAAGAGCUGGAGAAAAUGAAGGUGGGGGGCAACUCACGGGCGAAGGAGUUCUUUUCCUCCCAGUCUGACAUCACGCCUGGCAUGGGUCUGGCCGACAAAUACGACACCAAGACUGCAGCCCUCUACCGUGACAAGGUCUGCCCACUUACCCUCUCACAUGUACUCUUACGUACAGAAUGCUUCAAGCUUCACGCGAUAUUGUAAAAUCUUUAAAAUGUCAAGCCUCACUUAGGCAUAAAGUUAGCUUAAAUAGUGCUCAUGUGUGCCAACUGACACGGUUAAGGUUGUUUUUGAACAUCGGCACUUAUUAGUCUUCAUAUCGAAGAUAUUUCAGAUCCUCUCAUCAUUACUGAUGAGGGGUCUACGUCGAGAUAUGUGUGUGCUAGGAAAAGAUUAGUUUGCUGAUGUUGUAUUCAGAUCUCCACAGAGGCAGAGGGAAGGGCUUGGAGCAUGGCGUCAUCUUCUGCCAAGAACUACAGACCACCCUCCAAGAGAGUGCCUCAGCAGCAGUCUGACUACCAGGGCCAGCAGGGGAACAGCUCUGCCAACAUGUCUUACACCAAGGAGGACAUAGCAGCACAUAAAGAGGAUUUCUUUAAGAGAAAGUUGCUAGAAAAUGCCGAUAAACCAGACGACCUGCCACCCAGUGAGGGAGGCAAGUACACGGGAUUCGGGAACACUCCGGCGCCUCCUCCGAGGGAUCAGGAGGAGGACUCUGGGGACACGUGGGCCUCGCUGGCAUCUGGCUGGACCAGCUUCACCUCUGCUGCCAGCACCUGGGCCAGCAAGGUCGGCGAGAAGGCAAGCGGGGUCGGCUCCUCCAUCAACCAGUCUGUCAUUAAACCUUCUGGAGAGCAGAUGUCAAAGUUUGGGACUUAUGUCAAUGAUGCUGUCAUCAAACCAACUAAACAGAAGGUGCAGGAAGGUCACGUGUGGGACGAUGUGAAAUCUUCUGCAACCAAUCUGGGGUCAAAGGUGAAGAAGGCUGGGGGGAAAGGCUGGGGUGAGUUCCAGUCACUCUGGUCAGAUCCACAGGAAGAAGGGGGUGUGGCCACGGAAAUGGAGGUGGGGGAGAGGGGAGGGGAGGAGGGGGAGAGAGGCAGGGAGGAAAGGGUGGGAGAUCUAUUAGGUUCAUUCUCAGAGGAUUCACCCAGCUCUGGGUCGGCUGAGCAGGCACCUCCACUAGGCAGCAGGACUGGUUCAAGAUCUUACGGCAGUACCAGCUAUGGCAGUACUGAGAGAGGACCUGUCAGCAGAGAACCAGCUGAAACCAGUUCCCCCAGUUGGGACGACCCCUCUUGGGGGCCCAGUGGGGGGUGGGGGGAGGACACACAUUCCAACAACUCCAGCAAAGGAGAAGAACCAACAACCAAAUCAAAGUCAAAGUCAGGA